AUGAGUCAUCUUCCAGGAGUAUUGUUCUUCUGGAAAGAUCCGGAAAGACCAAUUGAUAUGAUACUUCUCCAGUCAGAUCAGUCCAAGAGUUUUGUCUUACUCUCAGAUUCAGCAGUAAUCAAUACUCAUUCACAACAGGUUGGUCUUGUAAUGUCAGAUGCAACAGAUAGUACAACAACGACAACAACAAAGUAUACAGUGUGGCCGGAACUUAACCACGGCCCGAAAUUAAAUCUUGGUCAAUAUAGAGACCUAUAA
Phycomyces blakesleeanus NRRL 1555(-) is the source of this 258-nucleotide messenger RNA. RefSeq lists its product as hypothetical. The transcript has 2 exons. The record is from RefSeq and is a predicted model, not a curated record. The coding region runs from base 1 to 258 and encodes 85 amino acids. Lineage: Eukaryota; Fungi; Mucoromycota; Mucoromycetes; Mucorales; Phycomycetaceae.